AUGAAUUGUGACGAGUUUGGCGAUGGUCUAGAAAAUGACUGUGUCAUAAAUCGCGAAAAAGAUCCUGUAAAUUCAAAAGUAUUUGGUGUUAAUAGAAGAUCAAAUUUUUCAAGAAAAGAGAAAGGAAAUGAUGCUAGGUUAAAUGGAAAAAAUUCAAAUUAUCAAAAGAAAAAUAACAAUGACAGAAAAAAUGGAUAUGUGUCUUCAAUGUUCAGAAAUAACCCAGAAGUGCAAUUACCUGUGGCCAUACUUAAUAAACAAAUUGACAUUCAAGCUAGUAACAAAAAUAAGAAUUCAUUGUUUUCCACUUCAACAUAUAAGGAUUUAACCGAUCUACAUGCACAUAUGGUUGCAAAUUUGGAACAAACGUUAGGAGUGACAAAAUUGACAACAGUUCAAAGUCAAACAAUUCCAGUUUUACAAUCUGGUAAAGAUGCAAUGGUUCAAUCUGAGACGGGUAGUGGUAAAACAUUUGCGUACGCUGUUCCGCUUAUUGAGUCGUUACAUAAGAUUCGACCAAAACUAUCUCGAACUGAUGGCCUUAGGGCACUAAUUAUUUUGCCAACCAGAGAAUUAGCAUUACAGACCUAUGAAAAUUUUAUCAAGUUAUUAAAACCUUACACAUGGCUUGUACCUGGUAUGUUUACGGGUGGUGAAAAAAGAAAAUCUGAGAAGGCACGUAUGAGAAAAGGCAUCACAAUACUUAUAGGAACACCAGGACGAUUAUUGGACCAUGCACAGAAUACCAAGUCAAUAUCUUUUAAAUCACUUCAAUGGUUGAUAAUUGAUGAAGCUGAUAGAAUGCUGGAUCUCGGAUAUGAAAAAGAUAUUACAAGUAUUUUAUCUGUCGUUGAUGAACAUCGUGAUGAAUCUGUGCCUCGACAAACAGCCUUAUUAUCAGCAACUUUGUCUGAAGGAGUCCAGCGGCUUGCAGGAUUGUCAUUGAAAGAUCCUGUUUACAUUGAUGCGUCUUCAAUAGGGAAUACAGAUUCAGAAUGCAUGGCAAUACCAGAUAGUCUUUUACAAUAUUAUGUUUUAGCUCCUCCUAAAUUAAGACUAGUUACACUUUCUGGCGUUUUGUUACAAAAAUUACAAAAAGGUCAAAUUUCAAGCAAAACAUUAGUUUUUAUGGCCACUCAAGAUAUGGUUGACUUUUUAUCAGAAUUAUUAACCACUGUACUAACUUGUUACCAUGUUCAAACUCCAUGGUAA
Molecule: messenger RNA, 1212 nt
Organism: Macrosiphum euphorbiae (potato aphid)
Lineage: Eukaryota; Metazoa; Arthropoda; Insecta; Hemiptera; Aphididae
Source: the annotation of a GenBank genome assembly